Penicillium taxi is the source of this 1689-nucleotide messenger RNA. RefSeq lists its product as uncharacterized. Bases 1 to 1689 code for a protein of 562 amino acids. The record is from RefSeq and is a predicted model, not a curated record. Gene Ontology annotation, cellular component: piccolo histone acetyltransferase complex. The transcript has 4 exons. Gene Ontology annotation, biological process: regulation of transcription by RNA polymerase II. Lineage: Eukaryota; Fungi; Ascomycota; Eurotiomycetes; Eurotiales; Aspergillaceae.
AUGACUCGGUACGGGGGCCUGGGCCGGACGCGCCCGAAAAAACUCACCUCAAAGGCGUCCAUCCCCAUUAUCCAAGAGCAUGAGAUUGAUGUACUAGAUGAUGAGCUCCAAACCACCUUACAACAAAUUGAAACAGGUGUCGAAAAAGCCGAAGAAUCAGAAUUUCACUUGCAAGUUGCAAUCAAUGCCACUGCACAGGGUAAAGGUAAUGCGGCGCAAAUUCCGACACCCGAAACCAUCCUCAGCACCCUCCAAUAUGACGAGCUCUUCCCACCUUACUUCUCCCAGCCGGCCACCUUCAUUAGGUUCUCCUCCACGGUGGAGGAUUGCUGCAGAUGUCCGUACAACAUGAACGAGGACGAUGAUGUCUUCCUCAAGAUCUACAAUCAAAAGCGUGACGCAUCAAGCCAAUGCUCCGAAGAUGAUUUCGAGGCGACGAUGAACUUCUUCGAGGAGACGGCGCAAGCCAAGCAGCCAUACGCAGCAGUCGAUAGUCCCCCCGUUCUGCCAUUCUCAGAGAUGCAAGAAGCAAUGGAUGCCGCCGUAGAGGAUUGUGUAAAGCGCUAUGCCAAAGACUUCUAUGAACACUGGAAGUCGCGUCGUUCAGUUGAAGGUAACCAGAAUCAGACACUGGAGCCAAGUCUCAAGUUUGAAACUGGCCAAGACACCGAUGAUAGUGACCCAUAUGUCUGUUUCCGCCGACGUGAAGUGCGACAGAUUCGUAAGACUCGUGGCCGAGAUGCCCAGAGUGCUGAGAAGCUUCGGCGGCUCAGGAAAGAACUCGAGGAUGCAAGACAGAUGGUUGCACUGGUGCGUCAACGUGAGGUUGCUCGCAAGGAGAUGCUUUCGACGGAUCGCCUGCUAUUCUUGCAACGCGCCGAGGUGAGGGACAUGAAGCGCAAGCUCAACAUCAAAGACGAUGAUGAAGAUCUCAUCAACCAAAAGCCCAAGAAGAAGUUGGAUAUGCCAUCUGGACGACCAAAUGCGCCUCAACUUCGCAUGCCCAUGAAGCCUGGUUUGCAGGGUGCAGAAGACUUGCAGUCUUUAGAGGAUAUGCAAGCCGAGAAGGAAAACGAGAUUCUUCGCGAUAUCAAGGCGAACAUCACCAAGCAUAUCAAGUGGAACGAGGGUUAUGUGGAUCAUACCCGCGCACCACUUUCUCCAUCACCGGAGAGGACUUUCGAUGCGGCAGCAUUCAGGCCUGCAUUCACGGCGCAGUUGCCAACGCCACCAUCAUCGGAAUCUUCUGCGGAUGCGAUGGACACCUCAGUAGAUGUCACUAAUCCCCUCUUCUCUCGAGAGAAACUUGCAUCUCGUGCCAUGGAAUUGCAUGGGGAGCCUCAUCGUAUGCCGUCGUUCCGAAGAAGAAUGGGACGAGGUGGUAGACUGAUGAUUGAUCGACGAAACUUUGCCCGCUUCAACGUCGAGAUGGAUCCUCUAAAAGUAGAUCGUUUCAAGUAUGACCAAGAAGACUCAGAUGAGGAGCCUGUGUAUGACACAGAUGCAUAUAGCAUCCAAAUCAUGCAACACCGCGCAAUCGCCAUGGUCAAGGCGCGCGAACAGGCCGCUGCUGCUCAAGCUCAUGCGCAGGCGCAAGCUCAAGCAGCCCAAGUACGGCGUAUGCAGGGAGAGCAACCCGGGAACAUUGGAAACCCACAUCCCGGUGUAGUCGCUUCGGGCGAGGCCUGA